Messenger RNA from Grus americana (Whooping crane), 4541 nucleotides. RefSeq names its product leucine rich repeat containing 45 (gene LRRC45). The transcript has 16 exons. Lineage: Eukaryota; Metazoa; Chordata; Aves; Gruiformes; Gruidae. Gene Ontology annotation, molecular function: protein binding. The record is from RefSeq and is a predicted model, not a curated record. Gene Ontology annotation, cellular component: centrosome. The coding region runs from base 1530 to 3284 and encodes 584 amino acids.
GCAGCGGGGACGCGCCCGGCGCCUGCGCUCCCGCUCGGCGGCCGGGGCCGCGCAGGCCCUCCGGUGGCCCGCGGACGUUUGACCGAGGGGGCGCUGACCGCAGAGCGGCUGUGCCGCAGCCUGCGGGCGAGCAGGGGCCUGGCAGCGGUGAAGAUGUCACGGUGGAUCCCGGAUCGUCAGCUGGCGGGCAGGGCGCUGGGGAAGUGGGAAUUCCUGCUUCAGGCAGGUGAACUUGCCUGGUCUGUGGCAGGACAGGCAGGUGGCGGCGUAGUUUGAAGCUGGUCGUGAACCCCUUGGUUGCCAGAGGUGUUUCCCCUACAUCUUUGAGAGCGUGUUUGCUGUUGUUGGCCUUGCGUAGACGGGAUUGGUGGCAGCUGCUGAUACAGGAGGAUUCAGGUGAUGAUCGGCUAGAUGCGAUCGCUAAAUCGUUAAAUCUAGCAAGCGUUGGAUGAGGAUUCUGUAGGAUGUAAAAUGAGUCCCUACUCAGUGCCUACUGCACGAGCAGGGGCUAAGUAAGCCAGCCAGCCAGCGUCUUGUCUGCGUGGCCUAUCUGGAUACAGGCUAUUUUCAUAGCUGUACUAGGAAGGUACCUAGGGUGACAUGCAGUUCUUUACCUAGGCACCUCUUUGGCUGAGGAUGUGUAAAAAAUCUCCUGCCCUGAAAGUUCAGACUCGCACUUUCCAGCAGCAGUUUAAUAACUGCUUACGUACAACUUUAUUAAGUCGUAUGUUUUAUCGUAGACACAUCUUCUGAGCUGGCUGUUUGAAAGGAGGCUUUCUCUUCCAGCUCAGGCAGAGGGUUGCACGUAUGAAAUAAACAACUGGGUUUUCUUCUACUCAGGUGUAAAACUUCUGUUGCAUGGUCUUUGCUCCAACACCACAGUCAAAUCUUUGGAUUUGAAGGUGAGUCUGUUCAAAUAAGAUUAAGACAAAGAGGUGGGGAAGGAAAUAUGAGCACAAGCUUAAUCAGUUGUUCUAAAAGAUGUGUACUUGUGUAAAGUUCUUGUUCUCAGGUGACUCAGUUCUUGCCUCCCUAACACCAUGUCACAACUUUCCAAGUUACUUUGCAGCUCAUCUUUGUCCGGUUUUAUUCAGUUACUCUGUUUUCAUAGAAAUUUAUUUCUGUGUAUCUUUCGUCAGUUGCUGCUUGGUCAGAUGAGGCAUACGUAGACUUUUCUUUGGGUUUCUGUAUUACUAGUUGUUUGACUUGUGCUUCUGUAGAGUUUAUCCAACUUGCCAGUGUCUUUCAGCUAGCCUGGGGCAUGGAACUAAGCGCACACUUUCAGAUGUGAUGAUUGCUGUACUGUGAGAGGGACUUUCUGUUUAUAUUCUUCUGGCACGUAGCUAUUCCAUUGAAUCUAUGAUCCUAAACUGCAUCACACCUUUCUUUCCUGUCUGUGCUGGUGCUAGCUGAGCCAUUUUUAAUGAAGUGUGUUGAAAUGAUUCUGCUUAUCUAGAAUCAGUGUUUUCCAUCCCAUCGUGGGCCAUGCUGAUCCUGUGCUAUCCUACGGUUUUUGUGAGCUCUCAGUCAUGAUGCCUCACAAGACUAACGGUGGAAAUAACCUGCGAACCGUGGGAGCUGAGGCUUUGGGAAAACUUCUUAGGCAGAACAAAUCCAUCCGGAGCCUAAUCUUGGAAUGGAACAGCCUUGGUGUGUGGGAGGAGGGCUUCUCAUUUUUCUGCCAAGGACUGGGAACAAACAACUUUCUCCAGCGGCUAGAUCUGCGCAAUAACCAGAUCAACCAUCAAGGGGCCGGAGAGCUGGCCAUGGCACUGAAACAAAAUGCCAGCCUUCAGGAGCUGGAUUUGCGUUGGAAUAAUAUUGGGCUUCUGGGUGGUCGAGCUUUGCUGAACUGCCUGCACAGCAACAAGACCCUGAAGAGGCUGGAGCUGGCUGGGAACAACGUUCCUAGUGACAUCCUGAGAGCAGUGGAACAAGCCAUGGAUCACAACCAAGACCGUCAGACUAUCCUAACUGAGACCCGGAACCGAGCGUACAUACUCAGCAAGGAGGUUUUGAGUCUGAAGGAUGAGAAGACCAAGCAGUUCUUGGAUUUGAUGGACACUAUAGACAAACAGAAAGAAGAAAUAGCUAAGAGUGGCAGAACAUCUGCAGCACGAGUCAGCCAGCUGCAGGAAGCAUUGGAUGAGCAGCACUCCAUUAUGAAUUCAUUGAAAGCCAAGCUGCAGAUGACUGAAGCUGCCCUGGCUCUGUCUGAGCAGAAGGUGCACAACCUGGGAGAGCUGCUGAAUGCUGCAAAACAGGAGCAAACCAGCAUGGCUGAGUGCCACUUUAUGGAGCUCCAGCAGCAAAAGCAGGAAGGCAUUGAUCGGGAAGGCAAGCUUUUGCGUGACUUGUCUGCUGCCAGUGAGAAAAAUCUGCUUCUAAGAAACCAGGUGGAUGAGUUGGAGAAGAAGUGCAAAGUCCAGCAGGAUCAGCUAUUCCUGGUAAAACAAGACUUGACCAACACAACAGCAGAGCUGAAGCUGCGAGCUGUGCAGGCUGAGGAACGCCUGGAAAUGGAGAAAAGAAGAUUUAAACAAAGCCUCGACGACAUGGAAUCCCUUCGGUUAAAAGAGGUGGAUCGUAUGACACAGCACAUUGAGGCAAGUGAACGUUCCAUGCAGGACAGGAUCCAGAGGCUGGAGGCCAUCAGGAUAGCUCUGGAGGAGGAGCUCAGCCAAGUCAAAGCAGCUGCACUCACUGAGCGAGGCCAGGCAGAGGAGGAGUUAAUAAAAGUUCGGAAUCGGGCACGGUUGGAGGAGCAGCAACGACUAGAACACCUAGAAGAGAAACUGCGUCUGAUGACUGAGUCACGGGAUGAAGCUCAGAACUGCUGCCUUAAGCAAAAACAAAUGGUUGCUGAGGCCCAGACCAAAGCCAAUCAGUUGAGCCUGCAUGCUGAUGGACUCAGAAGGCGGCUAGAGGAACUUCAGCAGGACCUUAACAGUAAAGAAGAGGAGAAAGUGACAGAGGUGAAUAAAGUGAAAGUGGAAUUACAGGAGCAGAUUGGACACCUGCAGGCUGAACGCACAGCACAGGAAGGGCUGAGAGAGAAGAUUUCAGCCCUGGAGAGACAGCUGAAAGCCCUAUCAAGUAAUCACCGUGAAGCGCUGCUGGACAAAGAAGGUGAAAUCUCUAUGCUGCUGGAGAAGCUGAGAAUGAAAGAGGCUGACAUCUCCAGGAUGAGGGAAGAAGAGGCCCAGCGAGCAAGUUUCUUGCAGAAUGCCAUCAUGGCAUAUGUGCAGGGCUCUCCCUUGGGAACCCACAGUUCUAGGAAAUGAGAGCAUGGCUUAAAGAAUCCAGAUACCUGCUGUCAGGAAGAGGGUGAGCAACUCAGGUACAGCCCCUUCUUUCGAAGGGGGACAGUUUUGUCAGAGUGGGGUGACAUGAAGGCUUGCAAACACAGAAAAUUGCUCUUGCUCUUCAGAAAUCUUUCUCCCAACUGCAUAAAGGAGAGGACGAAACAACCAUCCAGGGCUGGGAUGGAGGCUCAUGGGUCUGACUUCAUGAUGUGGAGCCCUUCCCCUGCACUGCUACAGCAUUUGAAGUAGUUUCUGUGUCCUUUUAUACAGCCCCAGUCUGUUGGUACACCCUGUUAUUACCAGGGGGUUGGAUGUUUCCUGGGCAGCAGUCCUUCUGAAGCAUUUGUUUGGAUGCCAGGGCUGUUCACCGUGAAACCCGAGAAUGACGGGCAGCAGCGUUUACAGUUCCCUGUAGGUGGGAGCUAUUUACUUUGUUUGUCAGGUCCCAAAGCUGCUGGAAACACCAGAUCUUACUCGUGUGCUUUUGUACCCAGUGCUUGCAGAUGGAAGCAGUGGCUGACAGGACUCACUUUGGCUCUUUUACCCUGCUCCCCGUGGCUCUGGCUCUAGUGAUGGGCAGCAUUCAUUAUAUAUAGAAACAGCUACACAGAGGGACACUGCUGUGCAGUGGCUAUACAUGUCCUUGUUGGACAGCUGGGUGUUGGCCAUGGUUCAAGCCUCUACACCACCGACCGGCAUUGAAAAGGGUGGGGUGCUGGGGGUCACUGUCUGUGCUUCCUCGCUUGUGAACUGCAGCCCUUGGCUGGAGUUCUUGUGGCCAAAAUGCAACAGGACUUCAUUCUACUAUGACGAAUGGUAAAACUGUCCUGCUGGCUUCUCAGGAUCCUGGAGCUGAGUGCUGUUUUCUGGUCCUUACCCUGGAGAGGAGCAAUGCUUCUGACUCACCACUAAGGAGUUGCUUCUCAGAGCACAAAGGGGAAAAGGUGCUUCCUUUUCUUGGCAACACAAGUCCUCAUGUGGCAUGGAGAAAGGGAAGGGAUGUGAGGGUCUGAAUUGGAGAAAGUGGAGACCUCUGUCAGCCAGCAGUAUAGGAGCCUCCUGUUAGUUUCUCCAGCGAGUCUGUGGUGGGAAAAAUGAACUUGUGGUACAUAUUUUAAGAGGCAACUGGAAAAAGAAACUUUCGGUGUGGACUGGUUGGUUUGUGUUUGUGAUUUUUCAUACUUGAUUUUGCUCUGCUUUUUUAAUAAAGAGCUUUUGCAUUUUGCCAUAACACUA